AUGUCUUCCACUAAGUUCAAGGUCGACCUUUUUCCAGUCCGCGAAAAGCACUGCAUCCCAGCUGCUGCGCGAACGAUUCACAAAUCGUUCUCAUCGGAUCCUUUGAUUCGAUGGCUGCGCCCUAAUGCAGUUCCAUGGGCUCAUCAAAACACCAGCACAUGGAAUUGGCAGUAUCGACGUAUCCAGCACAUCAUGUCAAAGGGAGAAGUUUUCAGAUCGAUGGGCGUUGAACAAAUGGCAGUCCAGUAUCCGCAAAAAGGACUCUCUCAAGAGCCAGCAAUCGCUACAUCUGACAGAGUUAAUUUGUCUGAUCAAAAGCUUCCAGCAUCGUUGUGCGGCGAAGAUAAUUCAAACUUUGACGAUGAUGCUGGCGCAGUAGUGUUCCUGUUCCCACCACCAGGUCGAAUAACAUGGUCGAUUCCGCGUAUAUGCUUGGCGUGCAAGCUGUGGCUGUUGGACUGGUUGAAACCUGCACAUGAUAGCGGCGCCAGAGAGAAGCGUGUGGAAAUACUUCUAGAUAAGCAUGAAGCUAGCUUGAAGUUGCUACAGACACGGUAUCCUUCGGACAACUUGUGGUACCUGGAAGUCGUCACUGUGCAUCCUUCACUCCAAUCACGUGGAUUGGGCGGAGGUGUGAUGAGAUGGAUAUUGGAUCAUGUCUACGGUGAGCCAAUUUAUCUCGAGUGCACGCGCAAAGAGAAUGUUGGGUUUUAUGAAAGCUUUGGCUUUGAGGUUGCCGAAGAGGUUGAAAUGGCGGAAGAAGGUCAAGAGGAUCUGUUCAAACAUUGGGUGAUGGUUCAUCCAGGAAAAUCAUAA
Penicillium brevicompactum is the source of this 816-nucleotide messenger RNA. Its product is annotated as GNAT family N-acetyltransferase. Gene Ontology annotation, molecular function: acyltransferase activity, transferring groups other than amino-acyl groups. The transcript is spliced from 3 exons. NCBI's taxonomy places the organism in Eukaryota, Fungi, Ascomycota, Eurotiomycetes, Eurotiales, Aspergillaceae. The coding region runs from base 1 to 816 and encodes 271 amino acids. The record is from RefSeq and is a predicted model, not a curated record.